Stegodyphus dumicola is the source of this 345-nucleotide messenger RNA. Its product is annotated as protein GVQW3-like. The record is from RefSeq and is a predicted model, not a curated record. Lineage: Eukaryota; Metazoa; Arthropoda; Arachnida; Araneae; Eresidae.
AUGAGUGACAUUGAUUUUGAGCAAAGUUGUGUUGUUAAAUUAUGCUUCAGACUUAAGUACAAUGUGAAAGAAACAUAUGCAAAGCUUUCCCAGGCCUACGGAGAUAAUGUUUUGUUAGGGGCACCAGUUUUUAGGUGGCUUAAGACAUUUUCAGAAGAAAGGGAAUCGAUUGUAGAGGAACUUCAGAAGGUAGUACCUGUAACUGCAAGAACUGAUGAAAAUGUUGCCAAAGCCUGGGAUUGUAUGUGUUCUGGUCAUCACUUGACAGUCAAACUGAUCGAAGAAGAGUUGAAUUUGAUUUACACCACCAUUCAUCAAAUUUUGGCAAAUGAAUUGGGGGGAUGA